Messenger RNA from Iphiclides podalirius (scarce swallowtail), 342 nucleotides. NCBI's taxonomy places the organism in Eukaryota, Metazoa, Arthropoda, Insecta, Lepidoptera, Papilionidae. The record is from the annotation of a GenBank genome assembly.
AUGUGGCUCAGUCAUCCUUAUUAUAUUAUCCGGAAGGCGUGCGCUUUCGCAAUUAGCGGCGGUGCAUUCCUCGACUAUGUGGCCGCGGACGAGCGCAAUGGUGGAACAAUUAGAGGGAUCGAUGAAUGGAGAGAGGGCGCGCGAGGCGGCCGCACCGGAGCGCGCUUGGCCGCCUUCCAAUCAGCAAUGACGGUGGAGGAGCAUUGCUAUGGAGCCGUUGGCUUCACGGUGUACCCUCGCGUAAACGCGACCGUUGGUGCAACGAUUGAUUUGUAUGCGCCGCGCUGCGACCGCGUGAGGCCGCGCCCGGUUAUUGCCACGGGGAGACUCGCGCGCGUAGGC